This is a messenger RNA of Suillus bovinus, 303 nucleotides long. RefSeq lists its product as uncharacterized. NCBI's taxonomy places the organism in Eukaryota, Fungi, Basidiomycota, Agaricomycetes, Boletales, Suillaceae. The transcript is spliced from 2 exons. The annotation marks the transcript as partial. The record is from RefSeq and is a predicted model, not a curated record.
GAUGAGGCUGUGGACCAAUGUGAAACUGCUUACAAGGCCGCUGAUGGUAAGAAGCAGAAAGCUGCGAGAGAUAACUUCAAUUACACAGGGAUCAUGGCAUUAAUUUGUCGUCAUGACAUCCCAUUGUUUUUUGCCAACAUAGAUUCUCCUGGAGAACAACAGAAGUAUUCGGUAGCUCUUCUCCAGCACUUAUUUUCAUUGCUCCUGCAUGAGGCAACAGUUGUUGCUUUGUAUGACAUUGGUUGUGUUCUAGCACACUCACUUGCAAAGUAUGAUAUCCUUCCCAAGAGCAUCACCACAUGA